AUGGACGUUCACAAGCAGUGGGAGAACACAGAGACGAACUGGCACAAGGAAAAGAUGGAAUUACUGGACCAGUUUGACAACGAAAGGAAAGAAUGGGAAAGUCAAUGGAAGAUCAUGCAGAAGAAAAUAGAAGAGGCUGCAAAGCUGGGAGUAGAAAAGAUUAAGGAAGACAGCAGGAAACUUUGCCGUGAAGUAAAUCUUCGGAGGAAAAUCAACAUGAGUGAACGUGCUAAGAUCAUUGAUCUUGAUCAUAAGAAAGCCAUUCAAGAACAAGUAGUAAAAUCGUCUUCAAAUUACCCCAAUUGUGGACAACGUGAAUUUACAGGGAUGAAUCACAGGGAUGAUCUGGAAAAAGGAAAUGAAACAGAGCAGAGCUUACUCAGUGAAGGAAAUCAAAUGUGUAAGGAACAAACAGCAAGAAAAAAAUCAAAAGUCGUGUUCAUGGAUCCUUUGGCCACAGACAACCAAAAGGAAUGUGACGCCUGGCCUGACCUGAGGACUUCUGAGGAAGAGAGCAAGAGCUGUUCUGGCGCCCUCACCACAGCUCUUGAAGAACUUGCCAAAGUUAGUGAAGAAUUGUGCAGCUUUCAAGAGGAAAUUCGAAAGCAAUCUAACCACAGAAGGAUGAAGUCAGACUCUUUUCUCCAGGAAAUGCCAAGGGUAAUUAGUAUGCCUCAUGGAGACCACAUGAUCAGUGAUGGCCAGUGCAUUCUUCCAAUCAAUUUAGAAAAAGACAAACCGAAAAAUAGAAAGAAACUAAACUGUACCAGUGUGCUCCAAAGCAAUUCUGUGAAAAAAUGUGGAAUUGAUACAAUUGAUCUGCCAAGAAAUGAAACUCCACCAGUUCCUCCUCCAAGAAGCACAUCUCGAAAUUUUCCCAGCCCAUAUUCUGAACAAGCCCAUGAAAGUCUGAAGGAGAGUUUAGACCACAACAGCCGGGUAGCCCAAGGGGGUCAAGGUGAAAGGAACAGCAAUCCUCAUUUCCUUUUGAGGCGCAAUGAGAUGCCUACGCUGUGUCUAAAUGAAGGGAAGUCUUUGAAAGAUGGUAUCAUGUUUUCUUCUCUGGCACCAGAAGCCAAAAUAGAUAACAAGCCUCCAUAUAAUGAAAGUGUUGGACUUAGCAUGUGGGCAUUCGACGUUGGGAAAAGUACCAAAAAUAGUCCCUCUACAUCAUGGUUUCAGAAAACCUGCUCUGCUCCCAAUAAGCCAAAAUAUGAAUAUGAAAAGAUGAUCCCAGAUCAUCCUGCUAAAUCUCAUCCUGAUCUUCAUAUAAGCAAUGACUAUAGCGCUUCAGUGACACAGAGCAGUGGCCCACUUAGAAGUUUCAGUUGUGGCUUUGAAAAGUCUGCUAGGAAUGAAAAGCUAGCAGUGAAGACUGAUGAAUUUAACAGAACUGUGUUUAGAACAGAUAGACAUUGUCAUGCAAUACAGCAAAAUCAAAGCUACUCAGGAUCAUCUGAAGAUCGUAAGCCCUGUGAUACCUUAAUUACUCAUAUAGGUAACAUAUCAGAAGAUGACAAUGUAUCUGAUAUUCUGAAAACCAGUGCCCACCUGCCUGUGCCCAGGGAAAAUGUGCCUGAUAAUCCCACCAAAAAAUCUACAACAGGCCUAGUCAGACCAAAGCAAGAACACGUAAGUCCUAGCAGUUAUCGGAACAUGCUCCACGAGCAUGACUGGAGACCAAGUAAUUUGUCUGGCCGACCAAGAUCAGCUGAUCCUAAGUCAAAUUAUGGUGUUGUGGAAAAGCUGCUGAAAACCUAUGAGACAUCAACAGGGUCUGCAUUACAAAAUUCUAAGUGCUUCCAGGAUAAUUGGACCAAAUGUAAUUCUGAUGUCAGUGGUGGGGCCACAUUAAGUCAGCAUUUAGAAACACUCCAAAUAGAACAAGAGCUUCAGCGAAAGGCAGCUAUGUUUGGGGCACAGCAAGUGAAGCAAGGAGCAGAUUGGAAAAAGAUAACAGAGGAAUCCAUGGCAGUGACAUCCUCACAUGGAAGAGGGUUUUCCCGACCUGCUAGACCAGCAAAUCGCCGUCUCCCGUCCAGAUGGGCAUCCAGAUCACCAUCGGCGCCCCCUGCCUUUCGGAGAACUGCCCACAGUUAUACCGUUUCUCCGCGAUCUGAAGCAUCGAUGGUCUGA
Messenger RNA from Equus quagga, 2136 nucleotides. Its product is annotated as KIAA0408 ortholog. Bases 1 to 2136 code for a protein of 711 amino acids. Lineage: Eukaryota; Metazoa; Chordata; Mammalia; Perissodactyla; Equidae. The record is from RefSeq and is a predicted model, not a curated record. The transcript has 6 exons.